AGACCCAUCUCCCAAGAUGACCACAUCAGAGCUUGCUUGCGUUUACAGCGCCCUCAUCCUUCACGACGACGAAGUACCCAUCACCGCCGACAAGAUCAACGCUCUGUGCAAGGCUGCCAACGUAGAAAUCGAGCCAAUCUGGCCAUCACUGUUCGCUAAAUGCUUGGGUGACAAAGAUGUUGGAUCUUUGAUCAACGCAAUCGGAGCCGCCCCAGCUGGUGCUGGUGCCGCCGCCGCUACCGGUGGUGCCACUGAAGUCGCCGCCGAGGCUGAAGCUGAGCCAGAACCUGAAUCAGAAGAGGAAGAAUCAGAUGAUGACAUGGGCUUCUCAUUAUUCGAUUAAUAAUUUAUCUCUGAUGUGUUUUUUAGCUAUUUGAUAUGCUCGUUUUAUUUGUUCGCAACAUUAUGUCUUAACUUGAAUCUGAAAAAAUGCUCAAUGUUUAAAAUUAUGAGGAUUAUUUGACAUGAAAUUUUGUAAUUAGAUCUAAAUAUCAGCCGGUGAAUUGUUUAAAGAUUAAUAGAGCACCCCAAUCUGACUGUCUGUAUAUCACGUGACAGGAGCUAUGAAGUAUCUGCAGAUAAUACUAUCUAUAUUACUACCUGUUCUGAUAACAUUGUUACCUCUCACUCUACCUUUCUUAUCCCUGAGCGAUGUUGUACUAAGUUGGGUAUGUGUAGUAACUCUACUCUCGCUCUACAGCGCCGCAUUCCUUUCUAUAUGUACUCCACAAAUCACCAAACCUGCAUCUAGGUUAGAUAGUAUUAAGGCGUAUUUCAAGAAGGAGAUUCUAUUGAUCAUUGCAACAAAUAUGAUCUUCAGUUACUUCGUAUCCGACUGCGUUAAUAUCUGGUUUGACGAUGUGCUCCAAGUUAACCUCAGCUUGUUUUGGUGCACAGUUACCUCCCAAUAUUUCAUGUUCGAUAGUAUUGUGAACUUCAAGUACAAGUAUAGUACUUCUGUCGUUAAGGUUCAUUAUUUUGUGAUGCCGCGGUUUAGAGAAAACUUAAAAGAAGUCUUGAAGGUUCUGAGGUAUCCAGCACCUGCUUACAUCCUCUUCUACAAAGACAUCACAGCGUUGACUAGUAGUGUUUGUGGCUCACCAACUGAAGAAUUAUCAUUCUACUUUCUGCUUCAACCCACUACAAUCCUAAACAUCCUUAUCACAUCACUUGCCACCUACACUUUACUUAGUGUUAGCUUCCAAGCCGUCAUCCAUGUUGCUUCUCAGAGCGCUCUACCAAAGGUUAAAGGUCAAGUCUCGAUAGAAAAUGUGCAGAAAGUCUCUCCAGUGAGGACGUGAGAAUCCGGCACAGUGCCAUUACAGAUCUGUUACGAGAGUGCAGCAACAGUUUCACUUCCAGACAAAUAACGCUGAGUCUCCAAGAUGGGCACCCGGUUAUAUGGCAUCUUGUGUACAAGGAGUGGCUGAAAACCUUGUACUUAUUCAACAAGUCCGUCGGAGAGAAACCCGUUUCAGCCCCAAAUACUGAGUUCGCCAAGACAGAGACAGUAAAACCUGUUGGGAGGGCCCUGGUUGAGGAGAAACCGACGCAACUUUUCUCAUUAAAAGAGCCUAGCUCCCCAAUAAUUGAGCAAACUAAACAGGCAGUGGCGAGCAAGAUCUCUAAGGUUCUAUCGGAUGUUGGGAACGAUGCUUUAGUUAGUUUCAGAAAGAGUGCCAAAGACUACCUUGUUGGUAGUAGAUUAGGGAAGUACCUUCUGACGGAACAGGCAGAGAUAGUGUCUGAGAAUAAGUUGAAAGAUCUCGGUUUCAUGGUCCACGGGUCGGCUCUCUGUGAAAUCCUGUGUUGUGUGGCCCCGUCCGAAGAUAAGUACGGGGUUGUUCAACUCGUCCUGCCAGAGAUAUUGAAUACUGUCUCUGCUACUCUUAAAUCUAUCGACCAGGUUCCUAUAGUCGGCAGCACAGUAUCUCACUCCCAGCUAAAGAGAUCUCUACACCUCUUCCUGCACCAUGUUAUAAACACUUACCAGACCAGCAUCUUCAAUCUGACCCUCAGCAGCGAGACUACAACACUACUGCAGCAGUGCUGCAUCUGAAGUGUUGUCCUCAGCAGCGAGACUACAACACUACUGCAGCAGUGCUGUAUCUGAAGUGUUGUCCUCAGCAGCGAGACUACAACACUACUGCAGCAGUGCUGCAUCUGAAGUGUUGUCCUCAGCAGCGAGACUACAACACUACUGCAACAGUGCUGCAUCUGAAGUGUCACCCUCAGCAGCGAGACUACAACUCUACUGCAGCAGUGCUGCAUCUGAAGUGUUGUCCUCAGCAGCGAGACUACAACACUACUGCAACAGUGCUGCAUCUGAAGUGUCACCCUCAGCAGCGAGACUACAACACUACUGCAGCAGUGCUGUAUCUGAAGUGCUGUCCUCAGCAGCGAGACUACAACACUACUGCAGCAGUGCUGCAUCUGAAGUGUUGUCCUCAGCAGCGAGACUACAACACUACUGCAGCAGUGCUGCAUCUGAAGUGUUGUCCUCAGCAGCGAGACUACAACACUACUGCAGCAGUGCUGCAUCUGAAGUGUUGUCCUCAGCAGCGAGACUACAACACUACUGCAACAGUGCUGCAUCUGAAGUGUUGUCCUCAGCAGCGAGACUACAACACUACUGCAGCAGUGCUGCAUCUGAAGUGUUGUCCUCAGCAGCGAGACUACAACUCUACUGCAACAGUGCUGCAUCUGAAGUGUUGUCCUCAGCAGCGAGACUACAACACUACUGCAGCAGUGCUGCAUCUGAAGUGUUGUCCUCAGCAGCGAGACUACAACACUACUGCAGCAGUGCUGCAUCUGAAGUGUUGUCCUCAGCAGCGAGACUACAACACUACUGCAGCAGUGCUGCAUCUGAAGUGUUGUCCUCAGCAGCGAGACUACAACACUACUGCAGCAGUGCUGCAUCUGAAGUGUUGUCCUCAGCAGCGAGACUACAACACUACUGCAGCAGUGCUGCAUCUGAAGUGUUGUCCUCAGCAGCGAGACUACAACACUACUGCAGCAGUGCUGCAUCUGAAGUGUUGUCCUCAGCAGCGAGACUACAACACUACUGCAGCACAGUGCUGCAUCUGAAGUGUCACCCUCAGCAGCGAGACUACAACUCUACUGCAGCAGUGCUGCAUCUGAAGUGUUAAUGUUUGACCUAAGAGUUGUUUUCUGCUCAUUAGAAAAUCAACAAGUCUAACCUGAAAAACUUCUCACUGGAACUUUUUUAAUUGAUUUCAUCUCUAUGGUAACGGGUUGUGCUUCUCAAAAUUCUCAACAUUUCGGAUGACGUGUUUUAUUCUAUUUUAACUCAAUUUAUUUGUAUUUUGUAAAUUAUUUGUUAAGAAAUUUUACCGUAUAUAACGAAUUUAAUUUUUUGGUAAUCUGA
Molecule: messenger RNA, 3388 nt
Organism: Bolinopsis microptera
Lineage: Eukaryota; Metazoa; Ctenophora; Tentaculata; Lobata; Bolinopsidae
Exons: 11
Coding region: 564-1301 (245 amino acids)
Source: RefSeq, a predicted model, not a curated record